Wyeomyia smithii (pitcher-plant mosquito) is the source of this 3172-nucleotide messenger RNA. RefSeq names its product WD repeat-containing protein 48 homolog. Gene Ontology annotation, molecular function: ubiquitin binding. Gene Ontology annotation, biological process: double-strand break repair via homologous recombination; protein deubiquitination. NCBI's taxonomy places the organism in Eukaryota, Metazoa, Arthropoda, Insecta, Diptera, Culicidae. The record is from RefSeq and is a predicted model, not a curated record. The transcript has 8 exons. The coding region runs from base 477 to 2606 and encodes 709 amino acids.
GGAAAAUUGAUCUCGUCGCUGUUUUGCACCGUAAACAAACCACUUCAAAAUUUUAUGCAGUUUACCGUAAAAUAGCUAAUUAAAACGGCACUAGGCGGUGCAAGUUGUUGCGAAUAUUCGUAACCAAGUAGUGUUUCUAUCGAUUGAUGUUCAAAUCGGCAGCUACCGUAAAUAAAUAGCUAGGAAAUAAGUAAAAUAUUUCCAUUGCCAGGCCCUUUUUUUUUCAAGCGGUAGUAAGAAGAAGAACCAUCUCAUACGCAAAAGUGCAGUUUUCUUUUCUCUCGACAAUUAAGGCCAGUUUUUUCUCUAGCACAGAUGCUUCUAGCUGUGUUUAACCCCGUUGCGGAAGCUGCUGGUUUCUAAAGAGGACUGCAGUUUGCGGUCCAUCGUGCAUCCUGUAGCAGAAUUUUCCGGGUGUAGACGGACGCACGAACGACUAGACGGAAGGGUUCAAGUUCCGCUGGGGAGCAGCCGCAAUGUUGACCCAUAAAAACAACCAGGGAGGCCGGAAGAAGAUGCAGGUAUCGUUUGUAAUUCGAGACGCAGAGGAAAAGCGGCACCGGAAUGGCGUAAAUGCCCUGCAGUUAGACCCGGUUAACGGGCGGCUUUAUUCGGCAGGGCGCGAUGCCAUCAUUCGGGUAUGGAACUCAACGCAGAUCAGCUCGCAGGAACCGUACAUUCAAAGUAUGGAACAUCACAACGAUUGGGUGAACGAUAUCGUAUUGUGCUGUGGUGGACGGAAUUUGAUAAGCGCCAGCUGUGACACGACGGUCAAGGUGUGGAACGCUCACAAAGGAUUUUGCAUGUCGACACUGCGAACGCAUCGAGAUUACGUUCAGGCGCUGGCGUAUGCUAAGGAUCGGGAACAGGUGGCCAGUGCAGGCUUGGAUAAGGCUAUAUUUUUGUGGGAUGUUAAUACAUUGACGGCAUUGACUGCCUCUAAUAACACAGUUACGACAUCGAGUAUCACGGGAUCGAAGGAUUCAAUCUACAGUCUUGCAAUGAACCCCUCCGGCACGAUAAUCGUGAGUGGCUCCACGGAGAACACGCUUCGCAUUUGGGAUCCUCGUACGUGCAACAAAAUCGCCAAGCUGAAAGGUCACACCGAAAAUGUGAAGGCGCUGGUGGUGUCCGAGGAUGGUACGCAGGUCGUAUCGGGCAGCUCGGAUGGAAAGAUCAAGCUGUGGAGCAUCGGACAGCAGCGAUGUAUUCAGACAAUCAGUGUCCAUUCGGAAGGUGUUUGGGCUCUACUCAUGACGGAUAACUUUACGCACGUAAUUUCCGGUAGUAGGGAUAAAAAGAUUGUGAUGACGGAACUACGCAACCCGACGAACAGUGUUUUGAUCUGCGAGGAACGAGCACCUGUGCUAAGCUUGUGCUACAAUAUUGAUCAGACCGGUCUCUGGGCAACCACUUGGAACAGUGACAUCCGUUGCUGGAAAUUGAACAAAACGGAUAAGUUGAGCAACUAUAACUACAGUAGCAACAGCAGUAUCAACAGUAACAGUGGAGGGGGUGCCUCUGAGGUCGCGACGAUCACGAAUUCGACAACAUCGCUGGGUUCUGCUAAUGCCGUUAAUACUAAUGGCAGUCAGGGAAAGGGCUACGAAGUGGCCUGCAUCAAAGGUGGUGCAGCGAUAAAGAAAUAUCAUGUGUUAAACGAUAAGAGGUUUAUGCUGACAAAAGACAGCGAACAGAAUGUGGCAAUUUACGAUGUGUUAAAGGUCAAAAAGGUGGAGGAUUUGGGAAAAGUUGACUACGAAGAGGAAAUCAAAAAGCGCAGUCAAAGGGUUCAUGUUCCAAACUGGUUUACGGUUGAUCUAAAAACGGGAAUGCCAACUAUUGUCCUUGGCCAAGACGAAGUGGAUUGCUUCGCAGCAUGGGUUUCAGCCGAGGCUGGUCUUCCAGAGCAUGCGGAGUCCGGUACGGAUCCAAAAGUAAACUACGGUAGUCUUCUGCUGCAAGCUUUACUGGAAUACUGGAAGCCACCGCCACCGCAUCACCACUUGCAGGGCGGUCCCGACAUGGAAAACGGCUGUGACGGUGACAUACGAGGCAACGAGUAUUUCAUCAUCCCCAAACACACGCCAAUCAUUUUCAGUGAAGUUGGUGGAAGAAACGUGUGUCGAUUGCUUGUGAAGGAUGCCGCCGGAGAGACUGAAAGUGCUCUGCUGAGUGAAACCGUUCCGUCCUGGGUGACCAACGUUGUAAUCGAACGAACAAUUCCCAAGUUCAUCAAACUUCCCUUCUACCUACUGGCGCAUCCUUCAAUGCUAAAGCAGGAUCGCAGUAAAAAGCCUAAUUCAUUAAACCAGGAACGGCUAAUCGCGAACGAGUUCAUUCAGUGCCGGAAAGUAUGUGAGCAUGUUUUGGAGAAGGUAUUGGGCGCCGAUCUGCCGGCCAGCACUGGUAAUUCCAACUCGUCUCAAAACAACAGCCAAAGUGAUGCCAACUCCGAAGGUAGUCAGGUACCGGCCGAGGAACGAAUCGAGUUGUUGUGCAAUGAUGUUGUUUGUGAUCCCAACAUGGACCUCCGAACGGUGCGGCAUUUUAUCUGGAAACAGUCUUCGGAUCUCACCUUUCACUAUCGCACCAAGUCAAAUUAGAUAUCGUCUUCGUCGCGAAGAUGUUGAUUCGCGUUACGUUAUGUUGAUUUCCAGCUAUCAUUUUGCCUGCACUUACUGAGCAUGAAAUGAGAGGAACCGCUCCUGCUAAAACUGGGCGGAAAUUGGCGUUUCUAGAUAGAAUAUAGAAGUGUUAUGUUUUUAUUAAAUUAUUUAUACACCAAGCAUUUUUUUUAGAAAGAGUUCAGUACACCACUUUCCAUUUGCUUGCAUUUUGUUUCGCAACCGCAACUGAUAAUUCCUUCUAAUGGAAUUUAUGUUAAAAAGUGGUUUAAUUAUUGCCAAUCCAUUUAGGGAGAUAACAACUGACGAAAACAAACGGAUAGCGUGUAUGUGUAAGAAAGGAAACAGAUGAUUAGAGUUUAGCAAUGAACUGUCACGAGACAGAAUGUCGGUUAUCUGUCGUUAAAAAAUGUCGAUGAUAAUUACCUACAAAUUAUAAUCGUUACAAGGAGAAGCAACUAUGAGCAUUAGAAUGCUGCAGAUAUACAGCUUACGACUUGAUCUGCGCUAAUAGAAUCAACGAAAAAUGGAAUAAAAAUAAAUAU